Molecule: messenger RNA, 4021 nt
Organism: Impatiens glandulifera
Lineage: Eukaryota; Viridiplantae; Streptophyta; Magnoliopsida; Ericales; Balsaminaceae
Product: pentatricopeptide repeat-containing protein At1g63080, mitochondrial-like
Exons: 2
Coding region: 255-3761 (1168 amino acids)
Molecular function (GO): protein binding
Source: RefSeq, a predicted model, not a curated record
AGCAAGUUAACAAAGACUGUUAAGAUUUCAGGAAUAUUUGGAGAAAUGCCUGGCUAGGGUUUGGUCUACGAGGAAUUGAACAACGAUCUCGAUCCACCAACGAGUUAUCUGCAGUAAUUCGGUCGGAGACUCAGUUCCGUUCCCGAGUUUGGACGGCGGCGGCGGCGAAGGGAAAGAAUGGCCUCUACCCGGUAAACGUCUCCGUUCACUGUUUUUUUCACUCUCUGGGUAAAUCAUUUUGAGAAAGUAGUGAAAUGGUUAUUAGGAAGCAACUUUGCAGCAAUUGCUAUCUCUUGUUUCGUCCUCACACCAAAUGCUUAUCUUCAGCAACCGUAGAAUCAAGUUUCAAUGACAUAGAAACCCAAAUUAGAUCAUUAUGUGAUAAAUCCAGUCCCCGACUCGAAGAUGCUUUGCUCCUCUUUAAUCAAGCAGUUGAAAUCCACGGCCUGCCUUCUGAAUCAACAUGCGAUUUUCUUUUACAAACAUUUUCACAGUCGAGGAAGUAUAACAUGGUUAUCAAUGUCUACAAUAAGAUGAAGGGUAUUCAAGUUUUUCGCAGUAUCAUAUCAUUGCAAGUUCUUAUCAAGUUUUUCCUUCAUUCAAAUAAGCCCGAUUUUUCUUUUGGAGUGUUGGGCACGAUGGUGAAGUGUGGUUUUCAAGUUAACACAUAUUGUAUAAAUGUUGUUUUAAAUGGACUUUGUCGAAAUGGUGAUACUUCAAGAGCUGUAAAGGUUUUCAAUGAAUGGUGCAGAGGGUCUGUAUUGCCUGAUGUGAUUACUUUCAGCACUCUUAUGAACGGGCUUUGUAAAGAGGGUCGAAUGGGAGAAGCAAUUGAUUUGUUUGACGACAUGAAGCUGAAGGGCAUCAAUCCGGAUGUUAUUACUUUCACAACUCUUAUGAACGGGCUUUGUAUAAAUGAUCGAAUGAGAGAAGCAAUGGAUUUGUUUGAUGACAUGAGGUUGAAGGGCCUCAAUCCGAAUGUUCUUACUUACAACACUCUUAUGAACGGGCUUUGUAUAAAUGAUCGAAUGAGAGAAGCAAUGGAUUUGUUUGAUGACAUGAGGUUGAAGGGCCUCAAUCCGAAUGUUCUUACUUACAACACUCUUAUGAACGGACUUUGUAAAGAGGGUCGAAUGGGAGAAGCAAUGUAUUUGUUUGAUGACAUGAAGUUGAAGGGCAUGAAUCCGAAUGUUUCUACUUAUAACACUCUUAUGAACGGACUUUGUAAAGAGGGUCGAAUGGGAGAAGCAAUGUAUUUGUUUGAUGACAUGAAGUUGAAGGGCAUGAAUCCGAAUGUUUCUACUUAUAACACUCUUAUGAACGGGCUUUGUAAAGAGGGUCGAAUGGGAGAAGCAAUGGAUUUGUUUGAUGACAUGAAGCUGAAGGGCUUCAAUCCGGAUGUUGUUACCUACAGCACUCUUAUGAACGGGCUUUGUGAAAAGGGUCAAAUGGGAGAAGCAAUAGAUUUGUUUGAUGACAUGAAGCUUAAGAGCCUCAAUCCGGAUGUUAUUACUUACAACACUCUUAUGAAUGGGCUUUGUAAAGAGGGUCAAAUGGGAGAAGUAAUGGAUUUGUUGGAUGACAUGAAGCUGAAGGGCCUCAAUCCGGAUGUUUCUACUUACAACACUCUUAUGAAUGGGCUUUGUAAAGAGGGUCAAAUGGGAAAAGCAAUGGAUUUGUUUGAUGACAUGAAGCUGAAGGGCUUCAAUUCGGAUGUCAUUACUUACAACACUCUUAUGAACGGGCUUUGUAAAGAGGGUCGAAUGGGAGAAGCAAUGGAUUUGUUUGAUGACAUGAAGCUGAAGAACAUCAAUCCGAAUGUUUCUACUUACAACACUCUUAUGAACGGGCUUUGUAAAGAGGGUCGAAUGGGAGAAGCAAUGGAUUUGUUUGAUGACAUGAAGCUGAAGGGCUUCAAUCCCAAUGUGAUUACUUUCACCACUCUUAUGAGCGGGCUUUGUAAAGAGGGUCGAAUGGGAGAAGCAAUGGAUUUGUUUGAUGACAUGAAGCUGAAGGACAUCAAUCCGAAUGUUUUUACUUACAACACUCUUAUGAAUGGGCUUUGUAAAGAGGGUCAAAUGGGAGAAGUAAUGGAUUUGUUGGAUGACAUGAAGCUGAAGGGCCUCAAUCCGGAUGUUUCUACUUACAACACUCUUAUGAAUGGGCUUUGUGAAAAGGGUCAAAUUGGAGAAACAAUGGAUUUGUUUGAUGACAUGAAGCUGAAGGGCCUCAAUCCAGAUGUUGUUACCUACAACACUCUUAUGAACGGGCUUUGUGAAAAGGGUCAAAUUGGAGAAACAAUGGAUUUGUUUGAUGAUAUGAAGCUGAAGGGCCUCAAUCCAGAUGUUGUUACCUACAACACUCUUAUGAACGGGCUUUGUGAAAAUGGUCAAAUGGGAGAAGCAAUAGAUUUGUUUGAUGACAUGAAGCUUAAGAGCCUCAAUCCGGAUGUUAUUACUUACAGUGCACUUGUAAAUGGAUUUUGCAAAGCUGGGAAUUUCGACGAGGGAAAGAAACUUUACGAUAUGAUGUUGGAAAAAGGAGUUGAACCGGACGCAUUCAUUUAUUCAAGUUUAUUACAGUUUCUUUGCAAAAUGAGGCGAUGGGAGGAAGCUAGCGAGUUAUUCAAUGUGAUGUCACACCGAGGAAUAAAACAGAAUCGGGUAAUCUAUAACGUUUUAAUCGAUGGGCUGUGUAAAGAUGGAAGGCCUAUGGAUGCCAUGCGGUUAGUAGACUUAAUGGAGGAGAAUGGUGAAGAGUCAGACAAAAUAACAUAUACUUCACUAAUCAAUGAAUUUUGUAAAUCUGGUAUGGUUACCGAAGCUUUAAGAGUCUUUGAAAGAAUGACUAAAGGGAAUAAUAAUAAAAUCGACAUUGUUUCUUACAAUUCAUUAGCUUGGGGGCUUUGCAAGAAUGGGAAGGUUGAUGAGGCGGUGAGGUUAGUAUCUUUGAUGUUGAAAGACGAGAAUCGUGUAGAGCCAAAUCAUCAAUUGUUAACAGCUUUAAUUUACGGGCUAUGUAAAGAAGGUCGUCUAAAGAAAGCGAUGGAGAUUCAUCGUGAAAUGAACAUGAGAGAAAUAUUUCCUCUUAAUAUACUAAUACAUGCUCAUUUGAAGAAAGGAGAUGUUGGUGAAGGAAUGAAGUUAUUGAAGAAUGGGCUUGAAAUGGGAUUAGUUCUGGAUUCAUACACUUAUUCAGCGUUGAUAAAUGGAUUCUGCCGAUUGAGAAUGAUGAACAUUGCGAAAGGUCUUUUGAUUCACAUGACGAAUCGUGGAAUUCUGCUUGCAACUCGUCAUUACAACAAGUUACUAGAAAUUCUCUGCAAAGAAGGUAGUUUGGAGGAGGCAAAAAGUUUCUUUUUAGCGAUGAGCAAAACAGACAGUAAACCGGAUGUUUUCUCUUUUAAUAUCAUAAUUAAUGCAACUCUAAGAGCGAAUGAUCUACAAUCGGCGGAACAAUUAUUCGAGGAAAUGCUUCAAAUGGGCGUGGAACCUGAUGUUGUGAUCUUUUCAACACUUGUAAAUGGAUUUAUGAAAUUAGGACAUUGGCAGGCGGGAAAAGCCACCUUCGAGAGGAUGGUGGCUUGCGGUUAUGGUCCUACUGCUGCUGUAUACGAUUCUUUGCUAAACGGUUUUCUUGCGAUGGGUGAAAAGGAAGAAAUAAUUGGUUUGCUUAGACGGAUGGCAGCUGAGGGGUUUCGUCUUGACAAAGAAAUUACUGACAUGCUACUGGACGUUUCUGUACCCGAUGUUAAUCCAUGAGCGAGAGUUCCUACACUUGUUGACAGUCAUGUUUUCUGUACCCAAUAUGAGACCAAGACCGACGAUAUGCACCUGUUGCUGAAGGCUGGGACCGACAUGGUUGCACCUGAUGAACCCAGAACUGAUGAAUGUUGUUGAGGACCGAGGACCAAUGUUUGUUGUAUUUGAGGAUCGAGGACCCUUACUACUAACUAAGGAUCGACGUUGUUGCACGAUAAGGACUAAAGACUAAUGUUUGUUGCACCCGAUGACCGAAACCG